Messenger RNA from Canis lupus familiaris (dog), 1354 nucleotides. It is a transcript of the gene CASP9, whose product is annotated as caspase 9. The record is from RefSeq and is marked provisional. Gene Ontology annotation, cellular component: cytoplasm. NCBI's taxonomy places the organism in Eukaryota, Metazoa, Chordata, Mammalia, Carnivora, Canidae. Gene Ontology annotation, biological process: apoptotic process; proteolysis; intrinsic apoptotic signaling pathway in response to DNA damage.
CCAUGGACGAGGCGGAGCGGCGGGCCCUGCGGCGGUGCCGGGUGCGGCUGGUCCGCGAGCUGCAGGUGGCCGCGCUCUGGGACGCCCUGCUGAGCCGCGAGCUCUUCACGGCCGCCAUGGUCGAGGACUUGCAGCAUGCAGGCUCGGGGUCUCGGAGCGACCAGGCCAGGCAGCUGGUCAUAGAUCUAGAGACCCGAGGGAGUCAGGCCCUUUCUUUGUUCAUAUCCUGCUUGGAGGACACAGGCCAGGAUGCGCUGGCUUCGUGCCUGAGAAUGAGUCGGCAAGCAGUAAAGCAGAAUCCAGAGGCCACCAGACCCCUGGACCUCAUGCCUGUGGUGCUUGGACCAACGAGACUCACACCAGAGGAUCUCAGAGGGAAGGAUCCGUCAAAGCUGACUCCAGGAAAACUCGCUCCGGUGGUGCUGGGGCCAGCUGAGCUCCAGCCACAGGUUGUCAGACCAUCGGUGCCCAGGCCAACGGACAAUGGUUCUGGACGAUUCAGUGACGUCUGUGUUCAGGAGAUUUCCAAGGGAAAUGGUGAUUUGGCGUACGCCCUGAACGCAGAACCCUGCGGCUACUGCCUCAUCAUCAACAACGUGAACUUCUGCCCCGAGUCAAGGCUCACGGCCCGCGGCGGCUCCAAUAUCGACUGCGAGAAGCUGCAGCGACGCUUCUGUCUGCUGCGGUUCACGGUGGAGGUGAAGUGGGACCUGACGGCCAAGCAAAUGGUCCAGGCUUUGGUGGAGCUGGCGCGGCGGGACCACAGCGCUCUGGACUGCUGCGUGGUGGUCGUCCUGUCCCACGGCUGUGAGGCCAGCCACCGCCAGUUCCCAGGGGCCGUUUAUGGCACAGAUGGAUGUCCUGUGUCCAUUGAGAAAAUUGUGAACAUCUUCAAUGGAACUGGCUGCCCCAGCUUGGGAGGGAAGCCCAAGCUCUUCUUUAUCCAGGCCUGUGGUGGGGAGCAGAAAGACCAUGGGUUUGCGGUGGCCUCCGCUUCCCCUGAAGACAGGAGCCCUGGCAGUGACUCUGAGCCAGACGCUGUCCCGUUCCAGGAAGGCCCAGGCCCCUUUGACCAGCUGGACGCCGUGUCUAGUUUGCCCACUCCCAGUGAUAUCUUUGUAUCCUAUUCCACCUUCCCAGGCUUUGUUUCCUGGAGAAAUACCAAGAGCGGCUCCUGGUACGUGGAGACCUUGGAUGGUGUUUUUGAGCAGUGGGCUCACGCUGAAGACCUGCAGACCCUCCUGCUCAGGGUCGCUAAUGCUGUUUCGCAGAAAGGAGUUUACAAACAGAUUCCCGGUUGUUUCAAUUUCCUCCGGAAAAAACUCUAUUUUAAAAUGUAAUGAGGCCCCUCACC